CAACAGCCCUUCUCGCAGGAAGUAUGAUAUGAAUAUGCCCUAGCACGGUUGCAUUUCGGACCUCGGAACGAACAUCGGGUUUUACUGGUUCGCUGCACGGAUAGCGCUGCUGUAAUAAGUCUGGUAUUUUAUAGGCUUCCCUUACUGGGCCUCAGACAAUUAAAACUAUCUGGACUCUCGAAGAGGAUGUUGUUCCAACAGACUCUCGUGUAGAGUUAGACGAUAACAGACAACAGUAUUCUUGGUGAAUAGGGUGUUGAACGUUUUUACUUUAAUAGAUCAGGUAAAAUCUAGGUGAGAUUAGCCUACAUCAGACAUUUGUCACCACUAAAGUUGUAAUAUUGAAAAGGACGUCUGAUUGCUCUGCUCUAGCUGUUUUUUAAACAUUUAUUUAUCUGAACGCUGUAACAAAGAAAGUAGCUGUAGACUAGCUACAGAUUUACUGUCACAUUUUUAUUUGAAGAAAGAAUAGCUUCCACGAUGGAUCGGAAGCUGUACUGACCUCGCCUUCUGGAUUGAUAGCGGUGUGAACAGGCCGUGGCUCGAGUGGUUGAUGAACUUGAUGAUCUUUUUGGCCUUCCUGUGACAUUGGGUGCUGUUUAUGCCUUGGAGGGCAAGCAUUGUGCCACCGGUGAUGCGUUGGGCAGACCGCACCACCCUCUGGAGAGCCCUGAAGUUGUGAACGGUGCAGUUGCCGUACCAGGCGGUAAUUCAGCCCGACAGGAUGCUCUCAAGGGUGCAUCUGUAAAAGUUUGUGAGGAUCUUAGGGGCCAAGCUGAAUUUCUUCAGCCUCCUGAGGUUGAUGAGGCGCUGUUCAGCCUUCUUCACCACAUUGUCUGUGUGGGUGGACCAUUUCAGAUUGUCAGUGAUGUGUACACAAAGGAACUUGACCAGCCCAGUCAAUGUGGAUGGGCAAAGAGGACCAGAUUGGAGUGGUGAUCUGAUUUGCAAAGGUAAGACAGAAGAGGGCAAAUACACAUGUAAACAGCACAUUGUCCACUGCAUUGUGCAAAUGCAUGCUGGGUAGCAUCAGAAACUCACCAGUUUGGAACAUCCAGAAUAGAUUCCAGUAUGCUCCUUCUCCUGUCUUGACAUUUUUAUCAAAAGCUGUGCUGAUCAACAGUGCCAAACUAACAACUCUGCCAUUAGACAGGCUUGAUUGCAUCUACAGCUCUGAUCUGGAUGGUGGACUAGCCAAUGUGUUGGAUAUUUGUCAACGGCCAUUCCAGUGGUGUGGUACUUGGGGUGGGGGAGGGGCUAAAGCCCCCCAAACCCUGAUUAUAUAAAUGCAUAGGGUGCAUAACUCUGCAAUGCUUUAGGCUAGAACAAGCUGUAAAAGGCACCAGAAAGACAUGGCUCUAUUGUUCAUGGGGAUAACUGUAUAAAUUAACAUUCAUUUAAUUUAGGGUGGAAGGUAAAACCAAAUAACUGAUGGAGUUGGCUCUAAAUACUUCAUCAUAAUGAGCAGCAGUAGUUCAGGUGUUUUGCUUUUUCCUCUGGUUAUUUUGACAAAUCAUGAUUUGGCAGAGGUUGGCGUCCUCCUCGUUCCAUCAUCUCUUAAGCUCUCCUCCUAACACGUAUGAACCCAGAACUAAAUUGCGUGGCUGACCAAUUACGUGAGACAUUAGUUCUGGGUUAACCAAGACUAACUCAGGGGUGAAAGAUGUGUUCAACUCCAAUGAAUGCUCAAUCAAAGGUUCUGAACAUAAGACAGGGGGCAUUACAAGUGUUAUCAGUUUUGACAUUUGUAAAGAAUAUACCACUUCCACAUGAAAAAUGUGCCAGAGUGAUUGAAAAUGUGUAAAGUAGUGAACUAUUGCACACUUAAGGAGAAUGGAGGUAUUAUAAGGAUUCACCAAUCCAUCAGAGAUUUAGUCUAAAGUAAUCAAAUGUUUGGUCUAAUGAUAUUCUAUGUACAAUACUUCCUGUUGUCACCAGGACAGAGCUAGCCCGUCCCCCUCCACCAUGCCGGAGUCCCCUGGUCACAACUCUCCUGGUAGGACCUUACUGCUGGGUCUGAAGAGGGUGUCUGUGCGGCUGGUCGACUGCAGGAAAACACCAGGGCAGAGUGGAACUGUGAGAGGGGGGCACGAGGAGGAGGGAGAUUUGAUUUCAUCAAGUGACACCCCUAACUGUAAUUCUCCCAGUGGGAGGGGCUUAUCAUCUGGGGAGCCUCAACAGCAUCAUGUUGCUGACGUGACAGAGAAGAGUGUCUCCAGAUCAGAACAUCUCAAGAAACACCAGCAGAGAUGUAGAGGGAAGAAACCUCACCACUGCUGCUCUGACUGUGGGAAGAGUUUCACUAGACGGAGUGGCUUCAUUAUUCACCAGCGGAUUCACACCCGAGAGAAACCGUAUUGCUGCUCUCAGUGUGGGAAGAGUUUCACCUGUGCAGGAAGUCUUAAAGUACACCAAAGAAUCCAUACUGGAGAGAAGCCUUACAGAUGCUCAGAAUGUGGGAAGUGUUUUACUGCUUCUAACGCCUUCAAAUAUCAUCUGCGAAUUCAUACAGGGGAGCGGCCUUACCCCUGCCUUGAUUGUGGAAAGAGCUUCAACCAGUCAUUCAACCUGACUACACACAAGCUAACACACACAGGAGUUAAGCCUUAUAGCUGUGAUCAGUGUGGGAAGAGCUUUGCUGUAGUUUCCUCCCUGAUUAGACACCAGCGAAUACACACAGGAGAGAAUCCUUAUAGCUGUGAUCAGUGUGGGAAGAGCUUCAGUCAAUCAGAACACCUGAAUGCACACCAGCGAACACACACAGGAGAGAAACCUUAUAGCUGUGAUCAGUGUGGGAAGAGCUUCAGUCAAUCAGUACACCUGAAUUCACACCAGCGAACACACACAGGAGAGAAACCUUAUAGCUGUGAUCAGUGUGGGAAGGGUUUCAGUCAAUCAGGGGGCCUAAAUUCACACAAGCGAACACACACUGGAGAGAAAUCCUAUGUCUGUUUUUGUGGGAAGAGCUUUGCUCAUUUAGGGCCAAUGAGAAAACACCAGAAAGCAAAAAUGUGCCGUAUUUCAUCUCUCUCCCUUCCAGCACCGGUUCCAGAUCCCUAAAUAAAGGAUCAAUAGAAAACAUCUAUUGAACAGUCA
Molecule: messenger RNA, 3096 nt
Organism: Salmo salar (Atlantic salmon)
Lineage: Eukaryota; Metazoa; Chordata; Actinopteri; Salmoniformes; Salmonidae
Biological process (GO): regulation of transcription by RNA polymerase II
Molecular function (GO): DNA-binding transcription factor activity, RNA polymerase II-specific; RNA polymerase II cis-regulatory region sequence-specific DNA binding
Source: RefSeq, a predicted model, not a curated record